GUCCCUGAAUAUAAGCCAGGUGUGUGUAGCUCAGCUCACUAGUGCGACUCGCUCACUGAUGAAAGAGGAAGACGUGAAACAAAUACCAAAAGCAACAAAGCAGAAAAUACACUAGAAAGCUCAGAUCAUUUUCUCUUUUUCUUUCACAAUUUCUACCAAUCUAAUCCAAUCUAACCCAAUCCAAUUGUUUCAAUCUCGGUGUCAUAUAACAGAGCAUUGCUGCUGUCCACAUAGUUGACCAAGAUGGCAAAUUUGCAAAUUACUGGUAUUCUGGAAAAGAUGACGGGUAAGGAUAAAGAUUACAGAUAUAUGGCGACAUCCGACUUGCUUAAUGAGUUAAAUAAGGACACAUUUAAAGCUGAUGCCGAUUUGGAGAUAAAGUUGUCAAACAUUGUUCUGCAGCAACUUGACGACGUAGCUGGCGAUGUUUCUGGAUUGGCUGUGAAGUGUCUUGCUCCGCUGGUCAAGAAAGUCAGUGAGGCACGAGUUGUGGAGAUGACUAAUAAAUUAUGUGAUAAAUUGCUCAAUGGCAAAGAUCAGCACCGUGACAUUGCAAGCAUAGCUUUGAAGACAAUUGUAUCUGAAGUGACAACUCAAUCUCUUGCUCAAUCCAUUCUUGUUUCUUUACCUCCACAGUUGAUAAAAGGAAUAACUAGUCCAGGGAUGAGCACAGAGAUAAAAUGUGAAUGUCUUGAUAUUUUAUGUGAUGUCCUCCAUAAAUUUGGAAAUUUGAUGGCAACUGACCAUGAGCUGCUUUUGAAUGCACUUCUAUCCCAACUGAAUUCCAAUCAAGCCAGUGUAAGAAAGAAGACUGUUUCUUGUAUUGCAUCUCUUGCUUCGAGCUUGUCGGAUGAUUUGUUGGCGAAGGCAACAGUUGAAGUUGUUCGGAACUUGAGAACUAAGGGUGUGAAGCCUGAAAUGACCCGCACAAACAUUCAGAUGAUUGGUGCUUUAAGCCGUUCUGUGGGAUAUCGAUUUGGACCUCAUCUUGGAGAUACAGUGCCAGUUUUGAUUAAUUACUGCACUAGUGCAUCAGAGAAUGAUGAGGAGCUCCGUGAAUAUAGCUUACAGGCACUAGAAAGUUUUCUGCUCAGAUGCCCCAGGGACAUUUCUUCAUAUUGUGAUCAAAUUCUUCAUCUUACUCUAGAAUACCUAAGUUAUGAUCCAAACUUCACUGAUAACAUGGAAGAGGAUACAGAUGAUGAGAAUCACGAAGAGGAGGAAGAUGAUGAGAGUGCAAAUGAAUAUACUGAUGAUGAGGAUGUUAGCUGGAAAGUUCGAAGGGCAGCAGCUAAAUGCUUGGCAGCCUUAAUUGUAUCUCGUCCUGAACUGCUUUCAAAACUCUAUGAGGAGGCCUGUCCUAAACUGAUUGACAGAUUCAAAGAAAGGGAAGAAAAUGUGAAGAUGGAUGUAUUCAAUACAUUCAUUGAGCUACUUCGCCAAACUGGAAAUGUUACAAAAGGGCAGAUUGACACAAAUGAAUCAAGCCCAAGAUGGCUACUGAAGCAGGAAGUGCCAAAGAUUGUUAAAUCUAUAAAUAGGCAGCUUCGAGAGAAAUCUAUCAAGACAAAGGUUGGUGCAUUUUCUGUUUUGAAAGAACUUGUGGUUGUCUUGCCAGACUGUCUGGCUGAACAUAUUGGAUCACUCAUUCCAGGAAUUGAAAAGGCAUUAAAUGAUAAAACAUCAACCUCAAACUUGAAGAUUGAAGCUCUUAUAUUUACUAGACUGGUAUUGGCUUCACAUUCUCCCCCUGUUUUCCACCCUCAUAUCAAGGCUCUUUCUAGUCCGGUUUUAUCAGCUGUUGGUGAACGGUACUACAAGGUAACAGCAGAGGCACUAAGAGUAUGUGGGGAACUCGUUCGUGUUGUGCGUCCAAAUAUUCAGGGCUUGGGUUUUGACUUCACACCUUAUGUUCAUCCAAUCUACAAUGCCAUUAUGUCCCGAUUGACAAACCAAGACCAAGACCAGGAAGUUAAGGAAUGUGCUAUUUCUUGCAUGGGACUGGUUAUUUCAACGUUUGGUGACUACCUCAGGACAGAGUUACCCGCAUGCCUUCCUGUACUAGUUGACCGGAUGGGGAAUGAAAUAACACGACUUACAGCUGUAAAGGCUUUUGCUGUCAUUGCUGCUUCUCCUCUUCGGAUUGAUCUAUCUUGCGUUUUGGAGCAUGUAAUUGCAGAGUUAACAGCAUUCCUGCGAAAAGCCAAUCGUGCUCUGAGGCAGGCAACAUUAGGGACACUUAAUUCGUUGAUUGUGGCUUAUGGUGAUCAGAUUGGUUCGUCCGCCUAUGAAGUUAUUAUUGUUGAACUUGCAACUCUUAUAAGUGAUUCAGACUUGCACAUGACAGCACUUGCUCUGGAACUCUGUUGCACUUUGAUGGCAGACAGGAGGUCAAGCCCAAAUGUUGGCUUGGCUGUUAGAAAUAAAGUUCUUUCCCAGGCACUGACACUAAUCAAAAGCUCCUUGCUACAGGGUCAAGCCCUUUUGGCUUUGCAAAACUUCUUUGCUGCAUUGGUCUAUUCUGCAAAUACAAGUUUUGAUACUUUACUCGACUGCCUUCUUUCCAGUGCAAAGCCAUCUCCUCAGUCAGGUGGUGUUGCAAAACAGGCCUUAUAUUCAAUAGCCCAAUGUGUGGCUGUUCUCUGCCUUGCUGCAGGUGACCAGAAAUGUUCAUCCACAGUGAAAAUGCUCACUGAUAUUCUUAAAGAUGACAGUAGUACCAAUUCAGCUAAGCAGCACCUUGCCUUGCUGUGCCUUGGGGAGAUUGGGAGAAGGAAGGACCUAAGCUCGCAUGUGCAUAUAGAAAACAUUAUUAUUGAAUCCUUUCAGUCUCCAUUUGAAGAGAUCAAGUCUGCUGCUUCUUAUGCUCUUGGCAAUAUUGCUGUUGGUAAUCUGUCCAAGUAUCUGCCUUUUAUCUUGGAUCAGAUUGAUAAUCAGCAGAAGAAACAGUAUCUCCUGCUUCAUUCUCUGAAGGAGGUUAUAGUAAGGCAAUCUGUAGAUAAAGCAGAGUUCCAGGACUCUAGUGUUGAGAAGAUACUUAAAUUGCUAUUUAAUCACUGUGAGAGUGAGGAGGAGGGAGUGCGAAAUGUUGUCGCUGAGUGCCUAGGGAAAAUUGCACUAAUAGAACCUGCAAAACUUGUUCCUGCACUUAAGGUGAGAACAACUAGUCCAGCUGCAUUCACUAGAGCAACUGUAGUCAUUGCUGUAAAAUAUUCUAUAGUUGAGCGUCCAGAGAAGAUAGAUGAAAUUAUUUAUCCUGAGAUUUCAUCAUUUCUUAUGCUCAUCAAGGAUCAUGACCGGCAUGUCAGGCGUGCAGCUGUUUUAGCAUUAAGUACAUUUGCUCAUAAUAAGCCUAAUCUUAUUAAGGGACUUCUUCCUGAAUUAUUACCGCUUCUCUAUGAUCAAACAGUUGUUAAGAAAGAAUUGAUACGAACAGUUGAUCUAGGGCCUUUCAAGCAUAUUGUGGAUGAUGGACUUGAGUUGAGGAAAGCUGCUUUUGAAUGUGUGGACACAUUGUUGGAUAGUUGUCUUGAUCAAGUAAACCCAUCAUCUUUCAUUGUUCCUUACCUGAAAUCUGGUCUUGACGAUCAUUAUGAUGUUAAAAUGCCUUGCCAUCUUAUCCUCUCAAAACUUGCAGAUAAAUGUCCUUCUGCUGUUUUGGCUGUACUGGACUCUCUGGUUGAUCCUCUCCAAAAAACUAUCAAUUUUAAGCCAAAGCAAGAUGCUGUCAAGCAAGAAGUAGAUCGCAAUGAAGACAUGAUCCGCAGUGCUCUUCGGGCAAUUGCUGCCUUGAAUCGAAUAAGCGGAGGAGAUUGCAGCCUUAAAUUCAAAAGCCUUAUGAGUGAAAUUUCAAGAUCUCCUACACUUUCAGAAAAGUAUUAUUCCAUCCGUAACGAGUGAUGAGCAUGUUAAUCUUCAAAUCGGGUGGUUGUAGUGAAUGUCAUGAGGGAAAGAAAAAUAUGGAUGUUUUGAUGUGUGUGCUGUAGAAGCUCCAGUACGAGGAAAAAUUAAAAGAAUUGGAGAGAUCAAUGGCCCCAGUUACAGGUGUAUAAUGCGGGGAAAUUAGUUUAAGAAUGCUAAAGUUUUGGGUUGAAGAAGCUGAUAAGAAGGGGAUUACAUGACCAUUUUCCUAUGAUGCAAAAUACAGGCCAAUGGAUUUUUAUGUAUAGGUUGGGUCAAAAUGCUUCUUCUCUCUUAAUACCAUUGAUAUUAAUAUUGCAAUUGUUGCUUUAUCCAUUUGAGAGAAGAGGUUGGCUGCUUUACCAAACAAUUGGUUGUACUGUUUAAUUCAUAUGGAUGAUAGAAUCCUAAAUGCAUUUUUUGAAUUUCAGACCAUGGAACAAAAAAACUUAAAUUAGCAUUUUGGUUUGAA
Molecule: messenger RNA, 4372 nt
Organism: Manihot esculenta (cassava)
Lineage: Eukaryota; Viridiplantae; Streptophyta; Magnoliopsida; Malpighiales; Euphorbiaceae
Product: cullin-associated NEDD8-dissociated protein 1
Exons: 29
Coding region: 244-3900 (1218 amino acids)
Biological process (GO): protein ubiquitination; SCF complex assembly
Cellular component (GO): nucleus
Source: RefSeq, a predicted model, not a curated record